GUUGCUUUGUUUUGAAUCCCCAGCAGACCGACCAAAGUGUUACUUUGUUUGUAUUUAAACUGAUGCUUUUACGUUUUCAAGGUGAUUGUGUCAGAUUGGUGAAAUAACUUACAUCUUGGUGCCCCUCUUUGUGAUUUUCGCAGAUUUAAUUUAACCAGUGCACGUUUAAACAUUAUACAUAUCUGUCCAUCUUUCUUUCGUCAACCAAGUUUUCUCUUUACUUAUCAGUGGAUGGCUACCGGAAACCAUAGAGAGCUGGCGAAUGCUAUUAAAAAUGUUCAUCAGACGCUUCGCUUGGAGGCCAAAAAAAUUGGUGAGGAGAAAGCAUGGCGUGAACACUGUCAAAAGUCUGAGGUCUUACAGAACUACUCUCAAGCAAUGCAGCAGCUAGCCACUGAACAUUGGGAAAAAAAUUCUUCCGAUACACAAAAUAAGAGGGCUGUCAGUCGAGUCCAGUGGAUUGUCAAGCAAUGUGAAGAUUAUUUCUUUUCUGAAAGAAAAUUUCAGGCAUUUCAAAAAGAAAUUGCAUUCUGUUCACGAUUUAACUUACAUGGUGAUAUUUUAGCAGAAUAUAAAAGCAAAGCUUCUGAAGUCCCUGAAGUAGUAAAUGUACUGGAUGUGGGCAGUUGUUACAAUCCCUUCAAAAUCUUCUCUAGAUUCAAUGUUGUUGCUGUAGAUAUUGCUCCUGCAUCUUUCGAUGUUUACAAAUGUGAUUUUUUAAAUUUAGAUGUGCUGGAGGAUAAAAGUAAACCCACUAAACUUGAUGGUGAGAUAACUUCCCUUGCUGCAGCAUCAUUUGAAGUCAUAAUUUUUUCAUUGCUGCUCGAAUAUUUGCCCUCCUCUAAACAGAGAUACAAGUGUUGCAGUAAAGCCUCAAAAUUAUUAGCUCCGGGCGGUAUUCUGUGUAUUGUAACUCCCGAUUCUAAACAUGCAACUGCAAAUUCUGGGAUAAUGAAAAAGUGGAGGUAUGCUUUAGCUUCUGAAGGUUUAUUACGCCUUGAAUAUGACAAAUUACCUCAUCUGCACUGUAUGGUGUUUCGCAAGUGCAUACAUCCUUGUCUUGCAAGGGAAUGGCUUUCUUCCGUAAUGUUGUCAGACACAAAGAAGGGGAAAUCUAUCUCUGGAUCUCCAGAACAACUCAUGGUCAUUCCUCAGGAUUUUCAUUCUUAUUCAGAAGAACAAGAUAACUUAAAGCAUGAAGUUAGAGAUGACGAUGAAUCAAUUGCAACCAUUUUUGCAGAUUUGCCUACUUUAUAAUGUUAGUUUUAAGAAUAGUAACAACCAUUGUGAUAUGAAUAUAAUAGGGUACAGUAUGA
Molecule: messenger RNA, 1316 nt
Organism: Frankliniella occidentalis (western flower thrips)
Lineage: Eukaryota; Metazoa; Arthropoda; Insecta; Thysanoptera; Thripidae
Gene: Samtor
Product: S-adenosylmethionine sensor upstream of mTORC1
Exons: 3
Coding region: 232-1257 (341 amino acids)
Biological process (GO): negative regulation of TORC1 signaling
Source: RefSeq, a predicted model, not a curated record